AUGUGUCGCCUCAUCCUCUUCGCGGGCACAUGCACCCGCUGCAACCAGUCCCUGACGUGGGCCGAACUCUCCCAGCAGCUGUCCUGCCUCGAGGCCAAGAACGCCGACGAGUUCGGGGGCUGCCGCCGCGGCGUCGACGUCGAGACGCACGCCUUCGACCAGGAGUGCGACGCCUGCGCCGGCGAGGACGAGGGCGUCGCCGGGAUGGACUUCGGGGAACAGCAAUAUCAGGCGGCGCAGUACCACAACCACCAGCAAUAUCACGAGUACGCCCAAUAUCAACUCCAACAGCAGCAGGGACAACAGCACGGUUUUGGCACCGGGGUCGACGAAUAA
Colletotrichum chrysophilum is the source of this 336-nucleotide messenger RNA. RefSeq lists its product as uncharacterized. The transcript has 2 exons. The coding region runs from base 1 to 336 and encodes 111 amino acids. NCBI's taxonomy places the organism in Eukaryota, Fungi, Ascomycota, Sordariomycetes, Glomerellales, Glomerellaceae. The record is from RefSeq and is a predicted model, not a curated record.